AGACUGGGAGGAGUGAGACCGUCCGCCCUCAUCAUCCCCUGCGCGGUCGGGUCAAGCGGAGGGCGCAGGGUGAACUCAGCCCGGUCACACGCUCCGGUUCCUCGCGAGCGGAGCGCGCGCUCAGCCGCGGACAUGUAUCAGGGAGUAGCGAUGAGCGCCAACCACGGAGCCGCGUCCUACGAGCCCGGUUUCCUCCACAGCGCCGCCCCCGCCGCGGCUUCGCCGGUGUACGUGACGCCCGCCCGGGUCGCCCCGAUGCUCCCGGCGCUGCCGUACCUCCAGACGCCGCCGCAGAGCAGCCCGGUGUCCGCGCACUCGGGCUGGCCGCACGCGGGCGCGGACGCGGUCGCCUCGUACAGCUCCGCCGGCGGCCAGCAUCCCCCUCCGGUCUCCAGGUUCGCGUUCUCCGCGAGCCCUCCGUCGAGCUCCGGGGCCGCGACGGCGAGCUACUCCGGCCCGCUGAACAUCUCCGCCGGCGGGAGGGAGCACUACGGGUCCCGCGGGCUGAGCGGAUCCUAUCACGGCGGAUACCCGGCCUACGUGAGCCCCGGCUUGGGAAGCUCUUGGGCGGCGUCGCACUUUGACAGCUCGGUUCUGCACAGCCUCCAGAGCGGCGGAGCGGCCGGUGCAGCGCGGCACCACGGCUUAGAGCUGCUGGAUGAUUUCGCUGAGGGUCGUGAGUGUGUGAACUGCGGGGCGAUGUCCACUCCUCUGUGGCGGCGGGACGGGACGGGUCACUAUCUGUGUAACGCCUGCGGUCUCUAUCACAAGAUGAACGGGAUCAACCGGCCCCUCAUCAAACCCCAGAGACGACUGUCUGCGUCCAGACGGGUCGGUUUGUCCUGCACUAACUGUCAGACGACCACGACCACUCUCUGGAGACGAAACGCAGAAGGAGAGCCGGUCUGUAACGCCUGCGGACUCUACAUGAAACUCCACGGGGUUCCUCGUCCUCUGGCCAUGAAGAAGGAGGGCAUUCAGACCCGCAAACGCAAACCGAAGAACAUCGGCAAGUCCAAACCCGGGUCAUCUGAAGGUCAGACGCCGUCCGGAGCUUUGAGCUCCAGUCCCUCAGAAGAAGCUCGACCCAUAAAGACAGAGCCGGAGACAGCAUCUCUAUACACACACCACAACAUGAACACAGCGGUCUCCGUGUUUCCGCCGUACACACACACACACACACCAGUCUCAAGCUCUGCUCUCAAGCUUUCUCCGAGCGGAUCUUCCAGCUCCAAAAGCGAGGUGUGGAACAGCCUGAUCCUGGCAUGAGAAGAAGCGAGGUCCUCGUGAUGAGAGCGUCACUCCAGAGACGAAACCAAGACGCACAAAUCUCUGUGGAAAGACACUGUACGUCCAGUGAGACCCGAGAACCAAAGCAGGAACCCUUCGGUCCCAGAAGAUCACGAGAACCUCACAUAACCGGAGUGUUCCGGAUCACGGCCUGAUGGACUCGUAGCAUGUGCUUCACUCAUCUUUAAGACUUUUUUUUCAUCUCUUUUAAACCGCUGGAGUGGCAUUCAGUUGCUGUAAAUAAACGUGUUAGAGCUAUAGUUCACGCAAAAAUUAAAUUUUGCUUCUCGGCAAUGGAAGUGGAUGGGUGCCGUCAGAAAGACAAAACACCAAACUAAUCCAGCAUUAAGCAUUUUUUCAUCUAAAACACAUAAUCCAUAAUAACCGAUGAACUGGAUUACUCUGAUGCUUUCGGGCGCUUUUUUGCAUUCUGACGGCACCCAUCCGCACGCAUUACCGAGACACAUUUCUACAGAUCACCUUGGAUGUAAUUUUUGGGUGAACCGUUUCUUUUUCCCGCAGGAAAACAGCACACAUGGAUGAAAACGUUAACUUUUCCCUCUUCAGAAGCCCGUAGCACUCCUGCUGUAUUUCAAUGCAUAAUUCUUUUUAUUUUUUCUCACACUAUAUCUGCAGGGAUGCAUUUAUUUAGUUUUUUAUUUAAUGAACAUUAUUGGUUAUUCCUGCUCACGUUUCACCUGACCUUUGUUUGCGAAAAAUUCUAAUUCGGGCUUGUUUUGCGAUUUCGGUUCUGUCAGGACUGUCGAGUUGACCAGAAAUCUUCCUGUAUAGAAUUUUUUUUUUUUUUUAAAUAACCCUCCACCACAAAUUUCACUUCCUGUUCAAAUCUAUGAAAAUCCCCUUUUAGCCGCAGCCGAGCUCCUUUAAUUUGACCCUAAUUUCUAAAUGCAUUUUUAUAUUUAUUUCUAUAUAGAAAGAAGGAUUACGGUUCGCAUUAUAGACUAAACCUUGUUAAAGUUACUCUUUGGACUGUGAAGAGGAUAGAAAGUCCACGUGUAAUUCGUUUCUUGUAGCAGCAUCCUAUAAUAUUACAUGUAUAUAACUGUAUGCACGCAAAACAACUCACUCCACGUUUAACUUCUAUGUGGAAAUUAAACUGUUUGUCAUUUCAGAUUCAACUUUAUUCUUUCACGGAGAACAAAGUAACAAACUCAAAAAACAAUGUAGCAAUUAAAAACAGCUGCCCUAAUUA
This is a messenger RNA of Puntigrus tetrazona (Sumatra barb), 2503 nucleotides long. It is a transcript of the gene gata4, whose product is annotated as GATA binding protein 4. The record is from RefSeq and is a predicted model, not a curated record. Gene Ontology annotation, molecular function: RNA polymerase II cis-regulatory region sequence-specific DNA binding; DNA-binding transcription factor activity, RNA polymerase II-specific; zinc ion binding. Gene Ontology annotation, biological process: positive regulation of transcription by RNA polymerase II; cell fate commitment; negative regulation of transcription by RNA polymerase II. The coding region runs from base 133 to 1269 and encodes 378 amino acids. Gene Ontology annotation, cellular component: nucleus. The transcript is spliced from 6 exons. Lineage: Eukaryota; Metazoa; Chordata; Actinopteri; Cypriniformes; Cyprinidae.